Molecule: messenger RNA, 772 nt
Organism: Pelmatolapia mariae (spotted tilapia)
Lineage: Eukaryota; Metazoa; Chordata; Actinopteri; Cichliformes; Cichlidae
Gene: cxcl8a
Product: chemokine (C-X-C motif) ligand 8a
Exons: 4
Coding region: 163-447 (94 amino acids)
Biological process (GO): immune response; chemotaxis; defense response
Cellular component (GO): extracellular region
Molecular function (GO): chemokine activity
Source: RefSeq, a predicted model, not a curated record
CUGAACUGAGAGAAGAGAGGAGACCGGGAGCUGAAAGAAAGACAAACAGACUAGAAGAAAAAACAAACAGCUGUUGCAGUUUAGCGCUUGAGGCUUCAUCAGCUUUUAGAAGAACAUUGUUAUUUUUCAUUGAUAGUUUUUACAGAAUUUCUAAAAGGCAAAAUGAUAAGCAACAGAAUCAUCGUCAGCUCCAUCGUGGUGCUUUUGACCCUGCUGGCCACCUGUGAAGGCAUGGGAGUGGAACUGCACUGCCGUUGCAUUCAGACAGAAAGCAAACCUAUUGGCCGCCACAUUGAGAAGGUGGAGUUGAUUCUUCCCAACUCCCACUGCGAGGAGACGGAGAUCAUUGCCACACUGAAAAGGACAGGUGAAGAGGUUUGCCUUAAUCCUGAGGCCCCCUGGGUUAGGAAAGUGAUCAACAAGAUCAUGUCCAGCAGCAGACCCUGAACUGAAGAACUGAAGCGACACAAGAGAUGUGCUUCAUGAACGAGCUGUUUUUUUAACCAACGAAAAUCACUGAAAUCACCGUGUUCCUUUCACGAGAUGAAUGUUAUCAUAUGCAACUAGCAUUUACCACUCGCCUGAAAACCUGUUAAAAAUGACAGAAUUUUGGUUGAAGUGUUUGUAUCAAACACAUUACUUUUUUACUUCAGUAUAUGUAUUCUCCAUGUAUUCUCCUGUCAUAAAGAAAGGGACGCUACCUGUUUCCCUGUGUGUAUGUAUUUAUGUAUUUAUGAUUACAAGUGCUUAAAUUCUUGUCUGUAUUUAUGAA